This is a messenger RNA of Xylona heveae TC161, 1215 nucleotides long. Its product is annotated as SAS complex, SAS5 subunit/transcription initiation factor IID, subunit 14. Gene Ontology annotation, cellular component: Swr1 complex; NuA4 histone acetyltransferase complex. The record is from RefSeq and is a predicted model, not a curated record. The transcript has 7 exons. Gene Ontology annotation, biological process: chromatin remodeling; regulation of transcription by RNA polymerase II. Bases 40 to 747 code for a protein of 235 amino acids. NCBI's taxonomy places the organism in Eukaryota, Fungi, Ascomycota, Xylonomycetes, Xylonales, Xylonaceae. Gene Ontology annotation, molecular function: histone binding.
AUAUUGAAUUCAUCGUAUCAGCGUACCCACGAAACAAACAUGCCUGACGUCAAACGAACCGUCAAGCUCAUUACUGAGCAGCAUACAAUAGAUAAGCCCUCGGAAAUGGAGGGCUUCCCCAUGCGCCAAUGGAGUAUCCAGAUCUUCCUCCUCAACGAGCAUGGCGAGGAGAUACCUGCCAAUCUCUUUGAAAAGGCCACAUACAAUCUGCAUCCGUCGUUCGGAAAGCGCGCCACUCAAACAUUUAAGAUCCCGCCAUUUACCAUCACAGAGGAGGGAUGGGGUGAAUUCGAUUUGGGAAUCAACCUUACAGUUGCGGAACGCGGAGGAGAAUAUCCCAUCACUCAUGACCUUAACUUCCAAAGCGAGCGAUAUGAGUCUAAACAUGUCAUCACCUUCAAGAACCCGAAGCCAAACCUGCUUGCUCUCCUGAAAGAGUCAGGGCCAGUACCAGGAGACGAGAACGGAUUCAAGCCAAAAAGAAGCGCUAAGCAUGACGAGGACACGACUAAGAAGAAGAGGAAGUCGGAGAAAAGCAUCGAUAUGGAGAAGCUUGCAGAGGGCCUGCAGAAGCUCGGAGAAGACGACCUGCUGCAGGUCGUUCAAAUGGUCCACGACAACAAGACCGCCGAUACUUACACAAAGAAUGAUAUCGAACAGGGUGAAUUCCAUGUCGACUUAUAUACCCUGCCAGACAGCCUCAUCAAGAUGCUCUGGGAUUUCACCGUCCAGAGGGUCGAUGUGUAAUGGGCACAUCGCAUAUUUAACGUAUUGGGAUUCUGAUGCGCUCAUUCAACACUGGGGAGAAAAGUUCCGGAGAAGCUCACUAUUCAUUUACACUUGGCCUUGACGGAUCUCGUACCACAUGGAGGGAAUUGCUCGCCCUCUUUAUUCUGGCGUUUUUCUCUUUCCUUAAACAUCUUGAUGGUUGUCUUAACGGCGCAAGAAACAUUUAUCGUUGGUUUCAUGGACCUUUUUUUUUACCUUUGUUCUCCAUGUCUCUCCUACACGUCAGCAUUCCAGAUUCACGCCGCCCGUGGGCCGUUACUUCUCUCAACCACAUUCAAAUGAAUCUCCUUGGCUAGGUAUGUACUGAAGUGGGAGUGUGCCGGGCGGGCCGCAACUCACUACUUUCUUAGUUGGGCGUUGGGGGGAAAAGUCAAAAUACCAUAGCUGGAUGUUAGGUAAUUUAAAUCUGAUGUCUUGGAACGGUUG